UAUAGAAAAGAAAUGAAUAUUUCACUCAAUGAAAAAGUAAAGUUACUGAAAAAUGAUAUUUUGAAUGGACCUUUUCAUGUAUUUGGAUGCCAUGAUGGAUGUGACAGAUAUUUCUGUGAGAAUAUAAAAGCAAAUGAAAAUAAUUUUGUCCCUGAAUUACAAGAAUGUGGUGUAUGGAAUGAUUUAAUGGCAGCUAUAAACUUGGUAGCUUAUCACGCUAAUAGUUUAAUUCACCAUGUCAAUAACAAUUGUGUUGAAGGCUACAAUAGUAUAGUUGCUAAGUAUGUAGGCGGAAAACGUAUCAACUAUUCUCUUAGAGGCUCAUAUAAUGUCCGUUGUCAUACCGCAGUAUCUGCAUAUAAUUAUGGCCCUUAUCAUCUCAGAAAAUUUCAUAAAAAAGUAACUAACUUCAGCCCGGGAAAAUAUACAAAGCAAUAUAUUUCUAAGGAAAUAAAACAAAGACUCGACAAAAGACGUCGACUUAGCAAUAAAUUUCCUAAAAUACGGAAACAAAUUAUUUAUGGACCGGACGCCGAUUAUGGAGCUGUGAAUGAUGAAUUAGGUUGUCAGACGUUACCUAUGUCGCGUGAAGAUUUUGAAGAAAAAAAAUUAGAGUUGUUGACAAAUUUGAAAUUAAAUAUGGUUGAAAUUGACGAAUUACAGCGUCGAACAGUUGAACAGGCGAAUUGUGUGGAAUGGAAAAAAGAGAGGUCCAAAAGGUUAACUGCGUCCAAUUUUGGGAAAAUUUGUAAAUUACGAAAAACCACUUCCAGGAAAAAUAGUGUAAUCUCAGUUUUAUACCAAUCAGAGUAUUUUCAUGGUACUGCUGCUACAAGAUAUGGGAUUCAAUUUGAAUCUAUUGCAAAGGACGAAUUUGAGAAGCUAUUCGGAUACAAAGUAGCCCCAGCUGGAUUGUUUGUUGACCCUCAUCUGCCAUUUUUGGCAGCAACACCAGAUGGGCUUAUUGAGGAUGAUUCAAUAAUAGAGAUAAAAUGUCCAUUUUCUAUAAAAAAUUUUACUCCCCAAGAUGCACACAAAGCAAAAAAGUUAAAGUUUAUGGAUAUGCAAUCGGGUAAACUAUUUUUAAAAAAAAACCAUUCUUACUACUUCCAAGUACAAGGACAGUUGCAUAUAACAAACAGAAAAUAUUGCUACUUUGUUGUAUGGACACCAAAAGGGAUUUGUGUACAUAAAAUUGAACGUGAUGAUGAUAUCUGGAAUAAUAAGAUGGAGAUGACGUUGUCAGAAUUCUACCUGGACCAUAUGUUGCCAGAAAUAUGUAAUCCACAAUAUUUAAAAACAUAA
Messenger RNA from Melanaphis sacchari, 1305 nucleotides. RefSeq lists its product as uncharacterized. NCBI's taxonomy places the organism in Eukaryota, Metazoa, Arthropoda, Insecta, Hemiptera, Aphididae. The record is from RefSeq and is a predicted model, not a curated record. The transcript has 6 exons. Bases 13 to 1305 code for a protein of 430 amino acids.